Spathaspora passalidarum NRRL Y-27907 is the source of this 1647-nucleotide messenger RNA. It is a transcript of the gene TRM2, whose product is annotated as Trm2p. Gene Ontology annotation, biological process: tRNA processing. Bases 1 to 1647 code for a protein of 548 amino acids. Gene Ontology annotation, molecular function: tRNA (uracil(54)-C5)-methyltransferase activity, S-adenosyl methionine-dependent. NCBI's taxonomy places the organism in Eukaryota, Fungi, Ascomycota, Pichiomycetes, Serinales, Debaryomycetaceae. The transcript has a single exon. The record is from RefSeq and is a predicted model, not a curated record.
AUGACUGAAGACGAUAAGAAAAGACCAGCAUCAGAAGUUGACGCAAAGCCAGUCACUCACCAACCAAAGAAGAAAGUACACAGACGGAAAUACAAGACUAAGGAAGUGGAUUCUACUUCUCCCCUCGGAGUUCUCCAAUACGAAAUUGAAGAAGUGUUGAAAGAACAUAAUCUCACCAAGGACAACAUUUCCAAUGAUAUGAAGUAUGUCUUGAAUGAUCCUGAUGCGGAUGCAAAAUACCACCGUAUAGUUUCCAAUGUCAAGAUCUUAGCAUUGAUUUCCAAUGGUGAUGGGAUAUCUAUCAUCCCCCACCCUGAAGAUUCCACUAAAUCACAGAUUGUUGUUGUUCCGUUUGGAUUACCAGGCGACAUAGGCACCAUCAAAGUGUUCAAGACCCACCCGUUAUAUGUUGAAUCCGAUUUGCUUUCGAUCGAGACCCCUUCCCCUGUACGUAAAGACUCAUUAAUCAACUGUAAAUACUUUGGAAAGUGCUCGGGAUGUCAAUAUCAAAAUGUGGAGUAUGAUCAGCAGUUGAAAUUCAAACGACAAACUAUCAUCAAUGCAUACAAAUACUUUGCUCCUAAGUUGAAUGAACUUGGAGGAUUGCCUAAUGUCGAUAACACCGAGGCAUCACCAUUGCAAUAUGGUUAUCGUACUAAAUUGACACCUCAUUUCAAUGUUCCAUUUAGCAAAAAGGAGUUGGAAUAUAGACCUAACGUAGGAUUUGGUGCCAAGGGUAGACCAACAUGGAGAAAAGAUGGCGAGUUUGGUCCAGAUGGGUCUAUUUUGGAUAUUGAGGAGUGUUUAAUCGGAACUGCUAUAAUUAAUACAGGUAUGAAGAAUGAACGAAGGAAAUUUGAAGGGGAGUUUAAAAAGUAUAAGAAAGGAGCUACCAUUUUACUUAGGGAGGAUACCAAAGUCGUGCAUAAUGAUGAAGAGGUUAAAUUAGGAGAAGGAUCAGUUGAUGAAAAUGGAGUUGUUUCACAUUUGGAAGUUAGUGUUGAAGAAGAAAAUACCAAAUUAGUCAAGACUUGUGUAACCAAUACCAGACAAAUCGUGAAAGAGUAUAUUAAUGGGUACACAUUUGAAUUCUCCGCUGGUGAAUUCUUUCAAAACAACAAUUCUAUCUUACCAAUUGUCACAAACUACGUGAAAUCAAACCUUUCCAUCCCCAACUCCACUCCAGACCAACGUAAUUAUUUGGUAGAUGCAUAUUGUGGAUCUGGAUUGUUUUCAAUAACUUGUUCCAAAAAUGUUUCUAAAGUCAUUGGGGUUGAAGUUUCAGCCGACUCUGUCAAAUUUGCUGAACGUAAUGCUCAAGCUAAUAAUAUCGAAAAUGCAAAAUUUAUAGUUGGUAAAGCCGAAGAAAUAUUUGCCAAUAUUGACACCCCAGCUGACAGAACAUCUGUGAUUUUGGACCCUCCAAGAAAAGGAUGUGAUGAUGUAUUCUUGAAUCAAUUGUCCCUGUACCAUCCCGCAAAAAUCGUGUAUAUCAGUUGUAACGUCCAUUCUCAAGCACGUGAUGUUGAAUGGUUCAUUAAUAAUACCGAGCAUGGUAAAGAUUACUAUGUUGAGAGUAUAAGAGGAUUUGAUUUCUUUCCUCAAACACACCAUGUUGAAAGUGUUGCUGUAUUAGCAUUGAAAUAG